Messenger RNA from Meriones unguiculatus (Mongolian gerbil), 2248 nucleotides. RefSeq names its product gap junction protein beta 6 (gene Gjb6). The record is from RefSeq and is a predicted model, not a curated record. The transcript has 3 exons. Gene Ontology annotation, cellular component: connexin complex. Lineage: Eukaryota; Metazoa; Chordata; Mammalia; Rodentia; Muridae. Gene Ontology annotation, biological process: cell communication. The coding region runs from base 766 to 1551 and encodes 261 amino acids.
CACAGCUGUGACAGGAGCGACUCCCUGCUGGCGCUAGGCCCCCUCACCCAACCCUCACUUCAUCGCCCGAGCCCUCCAGUGCCCAGCCCCAGCCAGACCUCAGCGGCCACUCUUCCCUGCCCUCGACGGGACCUGGCUGAGCUUGCCCAUCGCCGCGCUCCGCGCUCCACCCGCACGAGAAGGGGCACGCCUUACGUCCCCAACCCAGGGGAGACCAUCCUGCACCUGGUGACGACAGAGGAAGGGUGCCACUGGGUCCUCUAAUCUACCACCCCUAAGACGGGCUCGCGCUGCUCUUACAGGGAAGGGACCCCUGCUCCCCAGGAAGGAGGGGGGAGGUGCGCCCCGCAGCCGGCCGGCGCGCGCCCGCGCUCCUCCACCGCAGCCCUCCCGCGCGGCGGCGUCAGGCAGGGGCGGGGUGGGGCGCGGUUAAAAGAAGCCGCAGGUGGGAACGGGGCUCCACCCGCACAGUCCCGGUUCCCGCCGCGAGCCGCCGGCGCCCGAGCCAGCCUGAGCACCCGGCUGCAGCCGAGGGCGCCGCCGCGAGCCCGGAGCCGGAGCCCACCGAGCAGGUGCUACCAUCAUCUCACUGCCACCCAUAAACAGAGCGGUGUGGAGAGCCGCCUCGCUACGCUGCUGACUUCUAGAGGGUCAGGAGGAGACGAAGAGGAGAAGCCAGAAGUCCUCGCAGGGGACCUCGCCUUGGCACUGGAGCUGGAAUCUGUGGGAGUCCCUGGGAACGAGACUCAGGAGUAACCCUGCAGGAUGGACUGGGGAACCCUGCACACGGUCAUCGGGGGCGUGAACAAGCACUCCACCAGCAUCGGGAAGGUGUGGAUCACCGUCAUCUUUAUCUUCCGCGUCAUGAUCCUCGUGGUGGCCGCGCAGGAGGUGUGGGGCGACGAGCAGGAGGACUUUGUCUGCAACACCCUGCAGCCGGGUUGCAAGAACGUGUGCUACGAUCACUUCUUCCCCGUCUCCCACAUCCGGCUCUGGGCGCUGCAGCUGAUCUUCGUGUCCACGCCGGCCCUGCUGGUGGCCAUGCACGUCGCCUACUACAGACACGAAACGGCGCGCAAGUUUAUCCGUGGGGAGAAGAGGAACGAGUUUAAGGACCUGGAGGACAUCAAGCGGCAGAAGGUGCGCAUCGAGGGGUCCCUGUGGUGGACCUACACCAGCAGCAUCUUCUUCCGGAUCAUCUUCGAGGCCGCCUUCAUGUACGUGUUCUACUUCCUCUACAACGGAUACCACCUGCCCUGGGUCCUGAAAUGCGGCAUCGAACCCUGCCCCAACCUUGUGGACUGCUUUAUUUCCAGGCCGACCGAGAAAACGGUGUUCACCGUUUUCAUGAUUUCCGCCUCUGUGAUUUGCAUGCUGCUGAACGUGGCGGAGCUGUGCUACCUGCUGCUGAAACUGUGUUUUAGGAGAUCCAAAAGAGCCCAGGCGCAGAGAAGCCACCCCAACCACGCCGUGAAAGAGAGCAAGCAGAACGAAAUGAACGAGCUGAUCUCAGACAGUGGUCAAAAUGCCAUCACAAGUUUCCCAAGUUAAGCAUUCCAAGGUCAAGUGUAGGCCAGCGGAGUGCCCCCUCUGUAGGCAGCACGGAUCUGACAGCUCCCUCUCUAGGUCAAGGAUUUGUCUAUAACGACUCAUAGCAGAUAGAUCUUGAGUUCGAUUGUUGUAGAACACCUGAAUGAUUCACACACAACCUAAGUCAACAUUUCCAUCUCUGAAAACAAAGUCUUGGUGACAAAUGAACCUUGAAGUCACCUUGACAAGCCCUGUGAGGGCUCUCUGACUUAGUAUUUCCUGAAAUUUUAUAUAACUUGUUUAUAAAGAGCCAUUUAUCUAGAAAGCAAUAGUUUUAUCGGUAAGAUAUUUUUAUAGGAAUGAAUAUUUUAGUUCUGACUCUGAAUUUAUACAAAGUAUUUUUUUAAUGACUGGGCCUUCCUUACCUGGAAUAAACACACAAAGCUAGCUUUACAUGGGCAGCCCACAUAUCUGAAGUUUGAACUCGUAAAGGGUCUGGCGUGUUAUAACUAUUGUUUAACCCUGUCUGGGGACCCUUUGUGAGCGAGUGUGUGCCCUUAAGGUGGGAUGUGUGCAUUAGACAAUAUGUGUUGCCGAUUGCUAAACACAGAUGGAAUCGAAGGAAAUGAGACACUUUUUAAAACAGCCUUUUCCACCAGCCGUGAGCAGUGCGAACGUGAAUGUGAUCACUCCAAUAAAGCCUCACCCUGUUGCUUCA